Ogataea parapolymorpha DL-1 is the source of this 1074-nucleotide messenger RNA. Its product is annotated as NADP-dependent alcohol dehydrogenase 6. The transcript has a single exon. Gene Ontology annotation, biological process: alcohol metabolic process. Lineage: Eukaryota; Fungi; Ascomycota; Pichiomycetes; Pichiales; Pichiaceae. Bases 1 to 1074 code for a protein of 357 amino acids. The record is from RefSeq and is a predicted model, not a curated record. Gene Ontology annotation, molecular function: alcohol dehydrogenase (NADP+) activity; zinc ion binding.
AUGUAUCCGGAGACUUUUGAAGGAUUUGCUGUGACAGACACUUCGAAGUGGUCUACAGUGUCCAAGAUUGACUUCAAGCCCAAGCCGUUUGAGGAAUACGAUGUUGACAUUCGCAUUCUUGCAUGCGGAGUCUGCGGGUCAGAUGUUCACACAGUCAAGGGAGGCUGGAGUCAGCCUAUGCUGCCAGUCAUUCCCGGUCAUGAAAUUAUUGGUGAAGUUAUAAAGGUUGGAGAUAAAGUCAGCACCGUUAAGGUUGGUGAUCGAGUUGGUGUGGGUGCUCAAAUCUAUUCCUGCCUCGAUUGCGAGACGUGUAAGGAAGAUCACGAGAAUUACUGCCCAAAGAGAGUCAGUACUUACAAUUCUCUAUAUGCUGAUGGAUCGAUGGCCUACGGAGGCUACUCGUCGCACAUUCGUGCCCAUGAGUACUUUGUUUUCCCAAUUCCAGAUGGCCUGAAAACGGAAGAUGCGGCACCUAUGCUUUGUGCGGGCAUCACCACGUAUGCUCCUCUGGUUGAAAAUGGAUGCGGCCCUGGAAAAAAGGUAGGAAUUGUUGGAAUUGGCGGGCUGGGUCAUUUCGCGAUUAUGUUUGCAAAAGCGCUGGGAGCCGAGGUGUACACAUUUUCGCGUACGAGCAAGAAAGCAGAAGACGCGAAAAAGCUGGGAAGCGAUUACUAUAUUGCUACCUACGAGGAGAAGGACUGGGCAGAGAAGUAUGCGAAGAAACUCGACCUAAUUGUCUCUUGCGGCAACUCAGCUCAGAACUUUGAUCUGGCUGGUUAUCUAUCUUGUCUGAGAGUUCAUGGAAAAAUGAUUUCUGUUGGGCUGCCUGAGGAGCCAUUCACUGUCAGUGCAAUGCCGUUCAUGAGAGGAGGAGUCUUUUUUGGCUCUUCUCAUUUAGGAAACAGACCGCAAAUGCUCGAGAUGCUGAAGCUUGCCGCUGAAAAAAAUCUCACUGCCUGGACGGAACGUCUCCCGAUUUCCGAGAGUGGUAUCAAAGAAGCUCUUGAGAGAUGCCAUGCAGGAGAUGUUAGAUAUAGAUUUGUCCUGACUGGCUAUGACAAGUUUACAGCUUAA